Molecule: messenger RNA, 3222 nt
Organism: Fusarium mangiferae
Lineage: Eukaryota; Fungi; Ascomycota; Sordariomycetes; Hypocreales; Nectriaceae
Exons: 3
Coding region: 1-3222 (1073 amino acids)
Molecular function (GO): phosphopantetheine binding
Source: RefSeq, a predicted model, not a curated record
AUGCGAGCUGAUAUCGAACGUUACGACGCCCCCGUUUCAGGCGGUGCAUCAAACCAAGCCGAUAAUGCCAUCAAGAAAGGCCCUGUCAACAAUGAGUCGAACGUCAAACAUCAUGUCUUGAUCGACCUUAUUCACGACAUUGCCACAAACGACCCUGAUCGAGCUUUUGCUUAUACUCCAUCAUCAUCUGACACUCGUGAUGGUUGGAAGCCAGUAACUCACCAUCAACUCGCAAACGCCGUCGACUACCUCGCCCAUGAUAUCUCCAAAACCGUUACCAAAUCCUCAGACGACAAGGUUCCGACCGUGGCAUUUAUCGGCCCCAACGACUUUCGAUACACGGCCAUUCUCCUGGCUUGUGUAAAAACAGGCUGCAAGGCCCUUUUCAUCUCUCCGCGAAACACCCCCGCCGUUCAGCUCUCCCUUCUCGAAGCUACGAAUUGUCGAUACCUUUACACAACCGAGUCGUUCAGGUCGGUUAUGCAGCCCUGCCUCGAUCAACGAACAAUGGAAGUUGCCAUGAUAGAGAGUAUUGAUCAUCUCCUGUCGGUGACUCCCAGUCCGUUUCCCUACAGCAGAACUAUGGAACAGGCGCGUUGGGACCCCCUUGUUGUGCUUCACACCAGUGGUUCCACCGGAGUCCCCAAGCCAGUCUUCUUGAAACAGGGUAUCUUGUACGCCUUUGAAGAAUAUCUUGCUCUGCCCAAGUUUCAUGGUUCUCCAUAUCCUUUCAAUGAAUGGACAGAACGGGCGAGCAAGAUCUUCAUGGGUAUGCCCAUGUAUCAUGCUGCAGGAACCUAUCUCCCUCUGUCCUUCAUAUACACUGGUCUCUCUGCAGUUAUGCCGUUUCCCAACCAGCCUUUGAAUGCUGAUACAGCCAUGGAGUACUUGAAUCAUAGUGGUGCUGAUGGUGCAAUGCUGCCGCCUUCUGUUAUCGACGAGUUGGCAGCUUCUGAGGAGGGUAUGGAGGCUCUGGCCAAGCUCAAACUCCUUAUUACUGGCGGAGGGAGUCUUUCAACCGAGGCUGGCAAUAUGCUGGCAGAUAGGGGUGUCGUCUUGAGGAACGUCAUUUCAUCAACGGAACUGUUCCCUCUGGCACCUUACAGUCCCCAAGACCCCAAGCUGUGGCGAUACUUCAUCUUUAAUGAUGAACUAAUGGGCAUUGAUUGGCAACGUCAUGACUCCAAUGAGUAUGAGCUUGUAGUCCGUCGCAAGGCAUCGGAUCCUGGAAGCCAAGGUUGUUUCUACAAUUUCCCUGAACUAUCCGAAUGGCGUACCAACGACAUCUUUGAACCCCACCCAACGCUCAAGAAUCACUGGCUUUACAAAGGUCGGGCUGACGAUAUCAUCGUCUUCUCCAACGGCGAGAAACUGAACCCUCUUACCAUUGAAGGUAUUGUUACGGACCAUCCUCUUGUCAAGUCAGCCCUUGUAGUUGGCCAGAGAAUGUUUCAGGCAGCUCUCAUCAUUGAGCCCAUCGCAGAAGCGCAGCCGAGAGAUGAAGCUGAGGCCAAAGCUUUACUCGACAAAAUCUGGCCGGUAAUCGAGAAGGCCAAUGGUGAGACCGUUGCUCAUGGACGAAUUGCCGCGAAUUUUAUCGCUUUCGCCAACCCUGGUUUACCAUUUGCUCGCGCUGAUAAGGGCACUGUGCAGCGUGGUAAGACUGUCAAACUGUACGCCGACUUUAUUUCGGAUUUAUACGAGAAGGCUGAGAUGCUCGGAGAUGGCCCAUCUAUCACCCUUGACUUGAGUAACGACGACGCUUUGACAGAAUCUAUCAUCAGUCUCUUCGUUACCAAGCUUGGAGUCGAGAAGCUCGAACCGGAUACAGACUUCUUCUCAGUCGGUGUUGACUCUUUGCAAGUGAUGACAGCGACGAACCUGUUGCGGGGUGCUUUGCAUAAAGUUGGUAUUGACACUUCAACACUCGCACCACGUGUCAUCUACCGCAACCCUACGGCAAAAAAGCUGGCUGAGUAUAUCCAGUCCUUGCGAAGUGGAGCCAGUGAGGACGACGAAGAGACGCAAGAGAUAAAUCAGAUCAAGGCACAGGUCUCGAAGUAUACCAAGAACCUCCCACCGCCUAAGACUGGAAAACAGGCCCCCCUUGAUGAUGGCCAAACUGUCAUCGUCACGGGUACAACUGGUUCUUUGGGAGCUUACAUGCUUGAUCAACUUUGUCGUUUGUCAUCUGUCAAGAAAGUCAUCGCUCUCAACAGGAGUGAGGAUGGUGGUUUAUCUCGACAGCCCUCUGUCAACGAAUUCCGUGGCUUGACAACAGAUUUCUCCAAAGUGGAGUUUCUACACGCCGAUCUAUCACUUCCCGACCUCGGCUUGGGUCAGUCCAAGUAUGACUCUCUUCUUGCAGAUGUCGACCGCGUCAUUCACAACGCUUGGCCCGUGAACUUCAAGUUCACCAUGACUUCGUUUGAGAGUCACGUUCGAGGCGUACGCCAUCUCGUCGACUUCUCUUCUGCAGCUUCAAAGAACGUACCUAUCAUCUUCAUCUCGAGUAUCGGAACGGUCGAUAGAUGGUCCUCGCCCGAAGCUGUUCCUGAGAAGGCGCUACAUGACCUGACCUUGCCUAUCAUGGCAUACGGACGAUCCAAACUUGCUGCGAGUUUCAUACUUGAUGCAGCUGCGGAGGAGUCUAGUAUCCCCACAGUUUCGGUGAGAGUUGGACAGAUUGCGGGGUCAAGGGGAGAGAAGGGUCUGUGGAACCGUCAGGAGAUGAUUCCAAGCAUGAUCGCAAGCUCAGUUUAUCUUGGAGUCCUACCUGACCAUCUCAGCGGGCAACAGGAGAUUGCUUGGACUCCUAUCGAGGACAUCUCAGGCCUUAUUCUCGACGUUUCAGGCAUCACGGUUCAGAAGUCUAUCUCAGAAAUUUCUGGCUACUUCCACGGCGUCAAUCCUGCCUCGACCAGUUGGUCCGACAUUGCUUCCGCGGUGAAAGACUUUUAUGGUAACAAGAUGAAGUUGGUUAGUGCUGAAGAAUGGGUUGAGAGACUGGAGGCCAGUGCCAAGGAAGAGAACGUGGACUUUGAUAAGAACCCUGGCGUCAAGCUUUUGGAUACGUAUCGUGGAAUGUUUGUGGUCGGAGAUGAGGUUCAGCCGGUUAAGUAUGAGAUGGAGAGGACCAAGAGCCAUAGUCCGACGAUGAGAGAGCUUGGGCCGAUCACCCCGGAGCUGAUGAGGAACUGGUGUCGCCAAUGGGGGUUUUAG